Brassicogethes aeneus is the source of this 1847-nucleotide messenger RNA. The record is from the annotation of a GenBank genome assembly. NCBI's taxonomy places the organism in Eukaryota, Metazoa, Arthropoda, Insecta, Coleoptera, Nitidulidae.
AAAAAACAUCCCUUCUGUUUUAAAUUGGGUAAAUCUCGUUCAUACGUUGUUUGAAAAUCAUGUAUAAUAAUUUUCAGCAUUUACCCCUUCCCCAAAACACCAAAAUAAUGAAAAAAUGUAUAGUGCAAAAAAAUCGUAAUAUAGUUAUUUUAAAGUGGGGUUUUGUGUGAAAAUGAAAUUUUGAGCAAAAUUAUAUUAUAACCAUAUGGUUUAAAACGUAAAAACAACGAUAUAGACAUUAGAAAAAACGUUGGGUUUAUAACAUACACAUUUACAUUCAAAUAACUUUAGGUUCCCCCACAUAAAAAGUAACAUAUUUCCAACAUUGCUUGAAACUGUUAUCAAGUGGAAAUGGAACUGUUCAGUAGUGUGUUUUGUACCUGUUCCAGGUCGUUCCGCAUUUGUACAUGUCACAAAAUAUAAAAUCCAGUUUCAUCUAAAAAUUACGUUUAUUGUAAUAAUAAUAGAGUUUGAAAUGCACACUUUACAUACGUAUUAAAAAUGACUAACGAUUAGAGAGAAGAGCAAGUUAUAACAUUAAUUAAACUAAUAAAAGAUUAUCCGAAUAUAUGGAAUCCUGAAAAUGAGGCGUAUAAAAAUAAAUUUAAAGAUAUACAUAGCUACAGCUUUAGAGAUUUCGCGACAAGUUGAGCGAAAAUGGAAAGUUCUGCAAACCCAGUUUAGACGAGAAUGUUGUAAAAGUGCUACAAAAUCCGGGAAAGGAACAGAUCAAUUGUACACUUCUCAUUGGUUUGGGUAUAAAUUUUUAAUGUUUUUAAAAGACAAGAAUAUACGAAAACAAACAAUGGAUACUCAAGAGGAGCAAUUAACUGCUUUGAUAUUUGAAAAAGAUGCAAAAAAUGUUUUAAGAAUGUUAGCUACCACCUAUUCUGGUCCCCUACGCCUGGGCGCUAUUAAUGGGUAUGAAGAGCGAAGCAAUGAAAUCAUUUAUUGUUACCCUACCAACGUAAAGGAAAAGCAAUGUGUUACUGUUUACUUUGGAGGUGAUGUUCAGGAUUUUACUGAAAAUAUGCUAUCCCAUAGGGAUAAUAAAAACUAUAUUCCAUGGAACCUGGAUAACACUGCCAGAAUCCUUCAAAAAAAAUUUCCGGAAAAUCAUAUUGUGGUUGUUCGUCCUUCAAGUAAAUGUGGCGCUCCAGAUCACACACCGAUGCAUUAUGCCUUGCUUCAUUUAGAACAAUUAUUGACCAACAUUUCCAGUACUUUGCACACCAUGACUGAUUGUGAUUUAAAUAUUGCCAGAGAAACAUCAGAGUCUGCUAUGCAGGAAAUUAAUAAACUGAAUGAUUCAUCAUCAGAUAAUGCAACUUUUAAUGAAAUUAAAACAAAUCAUGAAGUUGAUUUUAAAACCGAAAAUUGGCGUAGGGAUAAUAUUAGUUUGGAUAAAUAUGAUCUCAUUAUUGUUGGAUUUAGUAAAGGAUGUGUUGUAUUAAAUCAAUUUCUUUACGAAUUUCAUUUUUUUAAAACAUUAUCUCCCGAUGACUCUAAUUUAUUAAAUACUAUUUCAAAAAUAAAGGAAAUGUAUUGGCUAGAUGGAGGACAUUCGGGAGGGAAGAAUACGUGGAUAACGUCCAAACCUUUAUUAGAAACCUUAACGGGAUUAGGUAUACGAAUUCAUAUUCACGUUACGCCGUAUCAAAUAGACGACGAUCGUAGGCCUUGGGUAAAAAAAGAGGAAAAACUAUUUCAUGAAAUAUUGAAAAAACAAGAAGCCAAUAUUGAAAGGCAUUUGCAUUUUUCAAACAUUAUACCAAAUAUUAAUAUUCAUUUUGAGCUUUUGUCUCUAUUUGGAAAAUCUUAAAAUAUUUUGUACAUAUCAUGUUAAU